AUGGCUCAAGCUCUGGGCUUUGCGUACCGUAUGGCCGUCCCCGCGGCCAUCGGUGUCGCGGUGCUGCAGUCGUCGAUCUACGAUGUCAAGGGUGGAUCCAGGGCCGUCAUCUUCGACAGGCUGUCUGGUGUCAAGGAGACUGUCAUUAACGAGGGCACGCACUUUCUCGUACCGUGGCUGCAGAGAAGCAUCGUCUUCGACGUGCGGACAAAGCCCAGAAACAUCGCCACGACGACGGGUAGCAAGGAUCUCCAGAUGGUCAGCUUGACCCUCCGUGUGCUGCACCGUCCUGAAGUUCAGGCCCUUCCCAAGAUCUACCAGAACCUUGGCCAAGACUACGACGAGAGAGUCCUCCCCUCCAUUGGCAACGAAGUCCUCAAGUCCAUCGUCGCGCAGUUCGACGCCGCCGAGCUCAUCACUCAGCGUGAGGCCGUCUCGCAGCGCAUCAGCUCCGACCUGCGCAAGCGCGCCGCCGAGUUCAACAUCGCCCUCGAGGACGUCUCCAUCACGCACAUGACCUUCGGCAAGGAGUUUACCAAGGCCGUCGAGCAGAAGCAGAUCGCUCAGCAGGACGCUGAGCGCGCGCGCUUCAUCGUCGAGAAGGCUGAGCAGGAACGCCAGGCCAACGUCAUUCGCGCCGAGGGCGAGGCCGAGAGUGCCGAGACCAUCAGCAAGGCCAUCGCCAAGAACGGCGACGGUCUUGUCCAGAUCAGAAAGAUCGAGGCCAGCAGGGACAUCGCCGCGACGCUGGCUGCGAAUCCCAACGUUGUUUACCUGCCCAGUGGCGGCAAGAGCGGUAGCCAGAUGCUGUUGAACGUUGGACGUUGA
This is a messenger RNA of Colletotrichum higginsianum IMI 349063, 828 nucleotides long. Its product is annotated as Prohibitin-1. Lineage: Eukaryota; Fungi; Ascomycota; Sordariomycetes; Glomerellales; Glomerellaceae. The coding region runs from base 1 to 828 and encodes 275 amino acids. The transcript is spliced from 2 exons. Gene Ontology annotation, cellular component: membrane; mitochondrion. Gene Ontology annotation, biological process: mitochondrion organization. The record is from RefSeq and is a predicted model, not a curated record.